Molecule: messenger RNA, 669 nt
Organism: Psylliodes chrysocephalus
Lineage: Eukaryota; Metazoa; Arthropoda; Insecta; Coleoptera; Chrysomelidae
Source: the annotation of a GenBank genome assembly
AUGCUAUUAUUUUUUUCCGUAAAUUUAAUACGAAAGAAAAGUGCCAGCAGUGCCAGCACUACCAGCAGCAGUAGCGAUGAGGAAAAAGAAGAGGAAGUACAAGUUCAGCCACACUCUAGUCACUUUACUCCAGGCAUUGACAUUGCGACUGUAGGCGCAGGACCUUCUUCUAUAAUUCAAAGUAUUCAGACUAUGGUGCCCGAUAGUGAAAUUGAAACUAAAGACAACGUUUGUCAUGAAGAUGAUAUUGGGAAACUCGUUGGCUUGGCGACCACUAUACCAGUUGAGAAGAGAAAACAUAUUCUGAAAAAUUGCUGGAUACCCUCGAAAAACUAUGAUUUUGCCGCUGAUGCUAAACACCUCAAGAGGAAAUUCAAUCAUCACUGGUUGGACAUAUAUUUGCCAUGGUUAACUUACUCAAGACGGCUCAAAGGUGCUUUUUGUAAAUAUUGUGUUCUGUUUCCGCCGUCAGCCAGCAUGAUAAGAGGUGGUUGGGUAUCUUUUAUCAUCAGACCCUUCACUAAAUACAAGGACGUGCACAAUUAUUAAAGUCCGUGCGAUACACCGUCGCUUCGUAGCAGAGACCCACUUUACAACGAACCAUCUCGUCGAGAGCCCAGCUGUUCGACACUCAACGAAAGGCCGUGGCUGUUGGCCUGCGGGCCGUGA